AUGGUGUGGGGCGCAGCACACAAACCGGUGAUCCCCCUUUCGGGGGAUGAGGGAGCAGGAACGGUGAGGGUGGAGCUCCCUCUGGCCUUGCCCCUCGGGUCGGGCUGCAAGAUCAAAGCGCUGCGGGCCAAGACCAACACGUACAUCAAGACGCCGGUGCGGGGCGAGGAGCCGGUGUUCAUGGUGACGGGGCGGCGGGAGGACGUGGCCAUGGCGCGGCGGGAGAUCAUCUCGGCGGCCGAGCACUUCUCCAUGAUCCGGGCCUCGCGCAACAAGGCGGGCAGCACGUUCGGCAGCGCGCCCGCGCUGCCGGGGCAGGUCACCAUCCGCGUGCGCGUGCCCUACCGCGUGGUGGGGCUGGUGGUGGGCCCCAAGGGAGCCACCAUCAAGCGCAUCCAGCAGCAGACCAACACCUACAUCAUCACGCCCAGCCGCGACCGCGACCCCGUCUUCGAGAUCACCGGCGCGCCGGGCAACGUGGAGCGCGCCCGGGAGGAGAUCGAGACGCACAUCGCGGUGAGGACGGGCAAGAUCCUGGAGUACAACAACGAGAACGACUUCCUCUCCAGCAGCCCCGACUCCGGCAUGGAGAACCGCUACUCCGAGGCCUGGCGGGUGCACACGCCGGCGCCGGGCUGCAAGCCGCUCUCCACCUUCCGCCAGAACAGCCUGGGCUGCAUCGGCGACUGCUCCGUCGACCCCGUCUACGAGACCCCCCGGCUGAACGACCAAAACGACUUCAAUUACGGUUACCUCUUCCCCAACUACGGCGUGAACAAGCAGGAUCUGUACUACGGGGUGCCGGAGUCGGGGGCCCCGAUGUGGGCCGGGCAGGAGAACACCAACCCCGUCUCGGUGCUCUUCUCCAAGCAGCAGCGCUCCAGCAGCACCGGCGCCAUCCACCCCGCCUCGCACCGCUCCCCGUCCUCCUCCAUGGCCGAGCCGCUCUCGGGGCUGCCCCGGCGCUCGCAGGGGGAGCCGCUGCAGGGCUUCUCCAAGCUGGGCACGCCCGGCGCUGCCCGGACGCCGGCGGGCGGCGGCCGCGAGUGCAUGGUGUGCUUCGAGAGCGAGGUGACGGCCGCGCUGGUGCCCUGGUUGUCGGCCCAGCUGGGAGCUCAGAAAGAAACAACUGAAAGAAAGGAAAACGGAUGA
This is a messenger RNA of Ficedula albicollis (Collared flycatcher), 1152 nucleotides long. RefSeq names its product mex-3 RNA binding family member A (gene MEX3A). The transcript is spliced from 3 exons. The record is from RefSeq and is a predicted model, not a curated record. Gene Ontology annotation, molecular function: RNA binding. NCBI's taxonomy places the organism in Eukaryota, Metazoa, Chordata, Aves, Passeriformes, Muscicapidae. Bases 1 to 1152 code for a protein of 383 amino acids.